AUGGCUGGUUGGUAUACUAUCGGAAUUGCGCUCUUCGCAUCUAUUGGUACAUUCUUGUUUGGAUUCGAUACUGGCAUAGCAACAACAACUAUUGCACAUCAGAGCUGGAUCGAGUAUAUGCAUCACCCCUCCAAUGGCCUGACAGGAGCAGUCGUGGCCGUCUAUAUUGCAGGCGAAGCCCUGGGCGCCCUGACACAAACCUUUAUUGGUGACAAGCUUGGCCGCAUCCGCUUCAUGCAGCUCAUGUGUGUCAUUGUCACUAUUGGCACCGUAAUUCAGACCGCGUCAGUCAAUAUCGGCGUCUUCUUGGCUGGCCGCGCACUGGCGGGAUAUGCGGUGGGCGGACUGGUCGCAACUGUGCCCAUCUACCUCAGCGAAAUCUCGGCCCCCGAGCAGAGAGGUCUUAUUGGAGGCAUCUCUGGAUGUGGCAUCUCUUUCGGCACCAUGAUGUCCAAUUGGGUCGGGUUUGCUUGCGGCUUUGCUCCCUACGGUGCGACGCAGUGGCGGUUGCCCUUGGGCAUCCAGAUCCCAUGGGGCGUCGUCAUGUUCAUUGGCCUUUCCACCUUUAUGCCCAACUCUCCGAGGCAGCUCAUCAGGGCGGGACAGAUUGAUUACGCUCGCAGAGAGUUUAUCAAGAUCCGAAGAGACUUGCAGUCACACGAGGCGCAAGAAGAAUUUGCUUUCAUGAGGGCACAGAUUGAAUACGAAAUGUCUCGAGAGAUCAAGUCGGUGCGCGAGGCAUUUAAGCUGUAUCGUCACCGCGCCCUCGUCUCUAUAGCCGUGCAGACCAUGACGAGUCUGACUGGCGUCAACGUCAUCCAGUACUACCAGACCAUAUUGUACCAGUCUCUGGGCAUUGAGAGAAACACCAUCCUGGCUCUUGCGGCUGUGUAUGGAACUAUUGCAUUCGCCUCCAACGCACUCACCACUCGAUAUCUGACCGACCAGUGGGGUCGCAGGAAGAUGAUCAUUGCUGGGCUUGCCGGCAUCAUUGUCAUUGAGAUCUACGCCGCUGUCAUGCAACGGGCAUUCCAAAACUCGUCCAACAGAGUCGGCAAGGGUUUCGCCGUGCUGGGCAUCUAUCUCUUUGUCGUGUGCUACUACGGCAUGCUCAACAGCACGACCUGGCUAUACGGGGCCGAGGUUCUCCCCAUUACGCUGCGGAGCAAAAUUAUGGGCCUCGCCGCGGCUAGCCACUUUAUUGUCAACGUGGCCGUGACGGAAGCUGGGCCCAGCGCGUUUGCCAAUAUCAAGGAAAACUAUUACUACGUCUUUGUCGCGUGCACGCUCUUCUUCCUCGUUUUGGCGUGGUUCUACUUUCCCGAGACGCGGAGGAAGACGUUGGAGGAAAUCGCCAGGGACUUUGGCGACAAGGUUGUCCUGGUGGACGAGACGGACGUUCAGAGGGAACAUACCAAAAUGACCAAGGAUAUCGCUGGGGACGAGGCGGGAGUGGAGCAAGUAGAAGCGAUUUCCCAACAGUCUGGACGAGCUUAA
Molecule: messenger RNA, 1497 nt
Organism: Pestalotiopsis fici W106-1
Lineage: Eukaryota; Fungi; Ascomycota; Sordariomycetes; Amphisphaeriales; Sporocadaceae
Exons: 3
Coding region: 1-1497 (498 amino acids)
Biological process (GO): transmembrane transport; carbohydrate transport
Cellular component (GO): membrane
Molecular function (GO): carbohydrate:proton symporter activity
Source: RefSeq, a predicted model, not a curated record